AUCUGCUCAGCUCGGCUCUGCUCUGCUAUGCUAUCCUGAAAUCUGCUCUGCUCUACUCUACUAAAAUUUAAUCUGCUCCGCUCUGCUGAUCCCUGCUUUACUCUGCUCUGCCCUACCCUGCCCAGAAGCUCAAAAGAACAGGGUCUUAGUCUAAUUAAUUACUAUACUAAACUUCAAACUAAACCCAAAAACUUUUAAGAAUGCAAAUGCUGUAGACUUUUGUCUCGUAUUUAAAGUGAGCAAACCCACAAUUAAAAAGACCAAGAAUAAUUAUUCUCCAAACACAACCCACGGAAAAUCUUCAAUUAGGCACUUCUCACGCACCCCUCUCUAAACACUUUUCAAUUAAACAAAACAAAAACAAUUGAAAGAAAUUGCGGAUCACACGCGACCUUGUCAGGGUAAUACAACUAGCCAUCUACUCACUCCUUCCUCUUCUAAUUUCUUCAAUUUUCGACGACUUUACUUCAUUUGUUCUUCUCUUUGAAUACGACUUUCAUUCCUUUUUAAUCCAAUCAACUACUUUCAAUUAAUCCCAUCUCAUCAAAUACACAUAAUAUUUCCAAAAACAGCAAUUAAUUUCAAUACCAAAUUCAAAAUGUUAGAGAAUGAAAUUAAUUCAACAACUAGACCAAUUUCCAAAUCCAACUUCUUAUUUACCAACUUCUUAACUCCUUUAUUUUCCAUUUUCCUAGAUUCUUUGAAGAUCAUCUUCUUACACAAUCCCAACCUCUAUUUAAUCCUCUACACUGUCACCACCCUCCCACUAGCCAUCCUCAUAACUUCCAACUCCGUCUCCGCCACGCCUCGCUUCCUUAAAUCCCACAUCGCCCGCCUUCAAUGGCUCGUCGAUGUGGUUCCUAUUUGGAUGGAAGCAGCCAAUAUUCAAGACGAGUCUCGAGCUGACUCGAAGAAGCUGCUUCGUCGUAAGCUCCUACACGGUGUUCCCAUUUUCCUGUUGUCUUUUAUUGCUUUGACUACUAUUGUUGUUUCGACCCAUGCUGCUCUACGCAGGAAAAAGAAAGUGACCCUCAGGACAGCGAUAUCUGCUCUCAGGGUCAGAUGGUCCCCACCCAUACUCACGUGCUUAUUUAACUUUAUCGCGUGGGUGGGGUGGGCCCAUUUGGAUCCCAUCGUAAAUAGAGUCGCCGUCGAGUACUGGUACUUGACGGCGGCCCAGGUGGCGGUCGAGGUGUACUUAAUGUCAGUGUUUGCAGUUGGGCUUGUCGUGUCCGUGGUAGAAGGCCGGGUCGGGUAUGAAGCGAUAUGGGUUGGGUGGGGUUUAAUGAAAGGAAGGCGGGUUUGUGGGUGGGUUUUGGCGGGCUUGAUACUUUCAAUUUCGGGUUUUAUAGGGAGGCAGAUGAUUGGGGUGAUUAACGGUGAAGAUUUGGCAAAUGAUAGCGGAGGGUACACGUGGACGGCGGAGAUGAGGUUUGGAUGUAUGGUAGGAUUGGUGGUUUUGUUAGGGUGGUUUGUGUUAUGGAGUUAUGUAAUAUUUGCGGUUUUAUAUUUUGAUUGUAGGAAAAGAAAUGUAAUUAAAGAAGAAGAACAAUUAGAUAUAAUUGAUGAUUAUGACUUUUAAUUUCUAUUUUUUUUUUUAAUAUAUCCAUUAUCUCUAGAUGUGAUAAAUGAUAAUGAUACUUUGCUUUAUUUAUAGCA
Molecule: messenger RNA, 1659 nt
Organism: Chenopodium quinoa (quinoa)
Lineage: Eukaryota; Viridiplantae; Streptophyta; Magnoliopsida; Caryophyllales; Amaranthaceae
Exons: 1
Coding region: 599-1582 (327 amino acids)
Source: RefSeq, a predicted model, not a curated record